UUGGGCAAGUCUGCGUGUCAUCUGAGAUUAGACAAACCAGGAUGUCAUUCAGUCCUUCUCACCUCUGUUAGUACAUACAGCUGUGGGGUGGGGGUUAUCUCACUCUAAUGAACCUCAAAUGGCCAGCAGGGACAGAGCAACAUAAUCCCCUAAAGUGAAGUCUUUUGAAAGAUACUCUAUUGCAAACAAUGAGACAGACAGGUUUUCUCCUAUCUGUUUUCGGCCUUUUAAUCCUAGAAGUGUAUGUUGCUUCCUCUGCAGGGAAUCUUACGGUGUUUCAGUACCCUGGACGGAUCCUGGCGGCUGAGGGAACCGAUGUAAUCCUGAACUGCCUUUUCCACACUUACCAUGUUCCCAAAGUUGGGCAGGCUUCUUGGAGGAAAGGAUCGCCAUCUGGACAACACAUAUCUGCACAAUAUCCUGAGUACGAAGGACGCCUUGUGCUGACCGACUCCACGUCCUUUAUCUACCAGAAAAACGCUUCCCUUCAAAUCCGUCAAGUGAGGAAAUCUGAUGCUGGGCAUUACUACUGCGAAGUGGAAAUCCAUAACUCUGAGAAACGCUUUGGCAACGGAACCAUCUUGGAAAUUAUAGAGGCUUCAUCUAAAGAUGCUGUAAUCUACCAGCAUCCUUUGUACAUCACAGCCAUUGAAAGAGACACAGCCAGUAUUUCCUGCUACUGCUAUCCUUCGCCGCAGUGCUCUUAUACCAGAAUCUCUCUUCUGAAAAUGCCUAAUAGCCUGGAAGUGUCUGAAAACAUUCUAGUUUACAAGGGAAGGACCCAGGCCAUCGUAUCCCACAGAGAUGCCAACAACAUCACAGAAACAUCAGUACAGAUCAAAAACCUCAGCCUUUCAGAUACCGGAGAGUACAUUUGUGAAGGCUACAUUAGCGGAGAGGUUGUCAGGAGUCAGAACAGUACUGUACUGCAGGUGGUAAGCACAACAGGACUUGACGGCAGUGCAGGAAAUUGUAACUCUACCCCAAUAACAGGACUUGUAUUAAUAUGGACAGUACUGUGGAUAAGUCUCAGCCUUGCUUCCAUUCCUGUCUCUUGGUUCAUCCUUUCCUAAAAGACUACAUUUAUAAUGAAAACCUAAGAAUCAUGGUCCUAGAAACACAAUCACACACACAUGCACACACACA
Protopterus annectens (West African lungfish) is the source of this 1146-nucleotide messenger RNA. RefSeq lists its product as uncharacterized. The record is from RefSeq and is a predicted model, not a curated record. The coding region runs from base 189 to 1073 and encodes 294 amino acids. NCBI's taxonomy places the organism in Eukaryota, Metazoa, Chordata, Ceratodontiformes, Protopteridae. Gene Ontology annotation, biological process: positive regulation of natural killer cell mediated cytotoxicity; immune response-activating cell surface receptor signaling pathway. The transcript has 4 exons.